AUGAGUGACGGCAGUUUUGUCGUGAUUGGUACUGCAAAGGAAGUACCUGAAACGGUAGAGGAGGAGAUAGCAAGACGGAAAAAGAAUGAGUAUGCAAACCAGGUGGUUAAGGACAAACAGGGUCGAAGACGAUUUCAUGGCGCUUUUACUGGAGGAUUUUCAGCAGGAUUUUUCAAUACUGUGGGAACUAAAGAAGGAUGGGCUCCAUCUGAGUUUGUGUCAUCUCGAUCAAGAAUGAAAAACAAGACAGAACAGCGUCCUGAGGAUUUUAUGGAUGAAGAGGAUCUAGAGGUAUUUGGUAUUGCUCCACGACAAGUAGUAACAACUGAACCAUUUGCUGGAGAAAGAGAGGAUGAUUUGGAGAAGUUAAGGAAGCGAGUGAGACAGCACACAUUGCUGGCACCUUUGGAAGAUGUCAUACGACCUACAAGGAUGACUAUUGGCAUGCGCUUGUUGAACAAGAUGGGUUGGAAGGAAGGACAAGGCAUUGGACCAAGAGUUGCAAGAAACAUAGGAGUGAAACAGUAUGGCUGUGUACAAAGACCAGAACAGGAAUUGCAAGAUGAUGGUGUGACAUAUGCUCCACGUGAUGUGGAAGUAUUUCAAAUUACUCCAAAAGAUGAUGUAAAAGGCAUAGGGUAUAGCGGUCUGGAUCCUACAGCAGCUCUUCAUCGACUGAAAGAGAAAGAAAACAAAAAGCUAAUGGGAAUAUCAGGCCAGGCAUUUGGAAUUGGUGCAUUAGAAGAUCAUGAUGACGACAUAUAUGACAUUGAUCAUCUUUCUAAUUACAAUCGCAUUCUUGAUUCUGGCAUGUCAUCUGACAAUCAGUUUGGGUGGACUGGAUGUAAUGCAAGAGCCUCAGAUGGCACUGAAACUGUCAAUAAUUUGUUUCGAAAGGCAGAUGAGACAUUGGCUUCGCAGAAGAGAUUUCCUCCUCCAUUGUUACCAAAAGACUUCAAACCAUAUCAUCAACAACAUCUUUCACAGAUGCAUGUCUCAACACCAGCUGAUCUAGGCAAGAAACUGACUGCACAAGAACGUGGUUACAUCCUUGGAGAGUCUACUAUUGGUGGUUUAUCGUCAGUUUAUGGCUUGGUGUCAGGAGAAGACAGGAUGAGACUUUUAGCAGCUCGAGAAUUAACAGGAGAACAUGGAAAACAAAUGCAACCAUUUCUCAGAGAACACAAAACACAGGAACAACCAGAUGGCUACCCGAUGCAGAGCAAUAACUGCCAACCUGAAACAGAACAUUAUAGGAAAACAGCAAAACAGUUUGAGAAGUUGGCUGGUGCCAUGGCAUCUCGCUUUACUUCUUCUUAUGUAGAGAAGCAAACUGAUCAGACAGUGGAACAGAAAGUUGAUGAGACAGAUGUCAGAUUAGACGAAGCUGUUUCAGUUGCAAAAAUGAAAAUAUUUGGACUGAUGACAAGACAGAUCAUUGACUGGCACCCAGAUAGGCUAGUGUGCAAAAGAUUUAAUGUUCCGGAUCCUUACCCAAAAUCAAGUAUUGUUGGCAUUCCAAAACAGAAGAAGUCUUCUUCACUGGACCAUUUGAUGUCUACAGGUCAUCUAAAUGCCUUAGGAACAGGGGUGCCUCAAACUAGAAGUCGCGAUGGGGUACAGUCAGGUGAUGCUCCUAAACUUGAAUUUCAGAGAGUAAUAGAGAGUCACUCUCUCUACACGGAGAGAGAAAGACAAAAACUUCCAUCAAGUGGUGUUGAUAUUGCUAACAACAAGGAUCAGUUUGUUGAUGAGAUUCCUGAGCAAGAAGAAGAAAGACCUUCACUUGAUAUCUUUAAAGCAAUAUUUGCUGAGUCGGAAGAAUCAGAAAGUUCUGAAAAUGAGGAUGAAGACACUGCUGAAGACACUAUGUAUGGCCCGUGCUUACCACCGCCAGUUUUAGAAGUUGUUGCAAAAUUUGACAGAGAUGGUGGCGGUGAGCCAGAUACAGACGAUUAUAAGUCAUCCUAUAAACCUUCCAGUAAGUCAUCGAAGUUCACCAAGAAGAAGAAACACAAAAAGAAUAAGAAACGGAAACGAAGAGAAUGAUUAUGCUAUUGUAUAUGCUAAGGGUGUGGUAUAUAAUCUACUUCUACAUCUCGUGUACUGAGUUAGAAGUGUAAAAGAAAGGAAAACUACAAAUGCAAA
Molecule: messenger RNA, 2148 nt
Organism: Corticium candelabrum
Lineage: Eukaryota; Metazoa; Porifera; Homoscleromorpha; Homosclerophorida; Plakinidae
Product: G patch domain-containing protein 1-like
Exons: 15
Coding region: 1-2049 (682 amino acids)
Biological process (GO): mRNA processing
Cellular component (GO): nucleus
Molecular function (GO): RNA binding
Source: RefSeq, a predicted model, not a curated record